Messenger RNA from Microdochium trichocladiopsis, 801 nucleotides. RefSeq lists its product as uncharacterized. The transcript is spliced from 3 exons. The record is from RefSeq and is a predicted model, not a curated record. NCBI's taxonomy places the organism in Eukaryota, Fungi, Ascomycota, Sordariomycetes, Xylariales, Microdochiaceae. Bases 1 to 801 code for a protein of 266 amino acids.
AUGCCACCCAUGGCACGCCUCGCUGGGACACGGCAGGUGGCGCUCGUAGCCGGCGUGGCUUUCCACCAAGCAUGCUCGUCUGCAAAAGUGCCCUCCAUUGCUCCACUCUGGCCAGCCCAGCCAGAUUCGCCCCUCGCCUCUCUUGCUUGCUCGUCUCAGCUAGGCACAGGGCCAACCUCCGAGCACGCACAAAGACAGGCCAAGCCGCUAGCUCUGGCCCGCCCGGUGCAAUCCCCGGCAGCAGCUCCUCACUGGCAGCCUGUGGGCCGACUAGCCAGCGCCGUACGAACGGCCAGAUCCACGCGCUUUGCGGGCCUUGUGGGAAAGCGUCGCUCGGAGCCAAUAGCCGUGCUGGGGCAGCCCUGGGUUCGGGCAGGCGUGGCGGCUGCCGUUGAAACAGUCGUUCCGAACUCCUCUAGCGACGACCUUGCCGGUCACGGUCUGCUCCACGUACGGCUGCUCGGUGCUCCUUCUCGUGGUCCGUUGCGGCCCGAAAGACAGGCUGGGGAUGGUGCUGAUCACUCCCGAGGGCAGCAUCUGCUCCGCGCAGGGCAAAAGAGCAGUGAGGCAUGUACAUGCUGGGCUUUCCCAAAAGAGCCACCAGGCCUGCGACGGAAAUGUUCUGACUGGCCGGUCGCCGGGUUGGGGCUUCUGGGCCUGAACGUUGUUGAAAUCCCAGAUUGGUCGGUUGGUCCCUGGGCAGGGGGGCAACGCGUUGGUUCGGCCGCUCCAGCCAGCGGAACGGAGGGAUGCUUCCUGGCCACCACCAUCCCCGGCAGCCACCGUCCUACGGCCUGCUAA